ACAAGAAACAGCGGCUGCUCGUGCGCAGACAGAGCGACUCCAGAAGCUGUAUCAGGAAGCGCGUGAAACAACUGCCAAGGCUGUGGAAUUAACCCUUCAUGAGGCAAUGAAGGAGAGGGAGAAGGAGCGCAUUCAAUUUUGGCGCGAGGAACUCCCACGUCAGUUGGAUCAGGCCCGCGCAGCCUGGCUGUCCAGUCCUGAGGCACAGGAAGCUCUCAGUGCCACGGAGAGCGUGCGCAUUCGCUCCUCUCUGCAAGCGGAGUUUGAAGGUCGUCUUACCGCAGAGUUAACUGCCCAACAGCAGAAGUUAGCGGCCGAGCACCAGCUGGCGGUACAGGGUCUGAAGACUGAGUUGGAUGCUCUGCGAUCCAAGAUUCCACCCCUCAUCACCCUGGUUUCUGCUCAAACGCAGACGGAGUCUUCCGACACACAGUCGCUCCUUUUGGAAGCUGAGGAUCACCUCUCUUCUGUGCUGUCCAACACUGCCCGGGCCCUCCUGCGCAAAGCUCAUAAUGUCAUUAUUGAGGAUGUGCGCGGAAUUCUGACUGAGCUUCAGCUUCUGGACAAGUUUGGUACCGCUCUCGGCUCCUCCAACACAUCUGCUCUGUCUCCGGAGGCCGCCGCCGAACCCGUCCAAAACCCACUCCUAACGCUCCUCCGCUUACCGGAAGACAUUUCAAGUCCUGAGCCGGUGUUGCGCUGCAUACGUGGGCUUGCCACGGCCUAUUCAGGCGCGUCCCAAAAUAUUCCCGCUUCCUCUGUUAGCACUCCUCUGCCCCCCGCCUACUUGGACACGUUCAGAGAGGCCGGAGCCCCCUCACCCUUGCAGGUGGUCAGCGCCGCCCCAAAGACCUCCCGCGCACCUAAUGUUGCUCCCCGUAUCGAGCUCACGGCCUCUGCCAUGGAAGCUUUACUUCACAUAAUUGACGCCGUCUGUACAUCCACUCAGUCUGCCUUUUCGGAGGAUUCCCGCAAAGGCCGACCGGUAUUCUCCCCGCAGAAAAUGACAGCGCCAUCAGCUUCACAAACGCCUGCGACACAAACGAUUAACGAGGUGGGGAACUGUUUUAUUCUUUUUCUUACUUUCAUCAGCAUUAUUAUGAGCUUACUUGUUUCUUCUGUUUGA
Messenger RNA from Dibothriocephalus latus, 1126 nucleotides. Lineage: Eukaryota; Metazoa; Platyhelminthes; Cestoda; Diphyllobothriidea; Diphyllobothriidae. The record is from the annotation of a GenBank genome assembly.